This is a messenger RNA of Bursaphelenchus okinawaensis, 4777 nucleotides long. NCBI's taxonomy places the organism in Eukaryota, Metazoa, Nematoda, Chromadorea, Rhabditida, Aphelenchoididae. The record is from the annotation of a GenBank genome assembly.
AUGGACAGCGAUGAGGGAGUUAAGCAAGAAAUUGCCAAAAUGGAGGAGGCGGCCAAGAUCUUGAUGGGCGAGAACUCACCUCUGGAGCAAAGACGUGAAGCUGAAGCUUACUUUGUUCAAUUGAGAGAGGCUAAUCUCGAUCCUAAUUUGUGUAGGAUUAUAUUGGGUAUGUCACAAUAUAUGCAAAAAAGUGAUGGAAUUCUUAAAUUUGUUAUACUUUAAAAAAUAUAAAUUUUUUUAAAUGUUUAUCAUCUGCAACGCUUGCAGAAACAACUCGGGAACCCGUUGUCAUGUUUCAAAUAGCUCAGUGUUUAUGUGCGUCGUUAGUUAAAAGCUUUAUUACUACCAGUAAAGAGGAUCUACUUCACAUCUGUAAAUACAUGUUGGAAAUGCCAUUGAAUAUGAAUCAGUAAGUUACAAUUAUACUUAUUAUUUUGUGUUUAGAUUGCCCGGUUAUGUUGUUGCUGAAGUACUUAAGGUAUCAGCUACCCUAAUUAAGCGAGGCAUAAUUGCACCUGAUUCAUGGGACGUUGAGUUUGUGGUCGAGUACAUCAACAAACUCUUAGAAAGCACUGAUGAGAAUCUGGUAAGGUUUUAUAGCUUUUUUAAAAAUAUAUUUCUGAUUUUUCUUAUCGUUACUGUUAUUAACAUUAAGUCCGCUAUAAGUAUUCUGUUUCAGCAAGCUCUUGGAUUGAGAGUUGUAGAAGCGAUAUCUCUGGAGUUUUCAACAAUGUGGAGAGCAUCUACUAACAUGGGUUUUGAUUGUCAUCACAAAGCGAAAAGGAAAUUUGAAGUAAGUCGUGGUACCCAAAAUGUUUGUAAUAUGGUUGAUGGUUUUAUUAGCUAUUAAAGGUGAUUUUUAAUGUUUUUUAGGAAAGUCUUUUGAAACGAUUUAUGCAGAUGUCUCUAACUUCAUUGUCACGUAUUCUGUCCAAUGAUUCGGUUAACGAACGAGUUUGCGACCGCUUUCUCAAAGUCGCUGCUAUCGUACUGCAAUGGAACUUCACCACCAGUAUUAAAACAGCCUUCUUGAAAGUCAAUUUGUAUGCAAUGAACACGGCGGUGGCGUUGAGACCACCGCCAUCUUGGGCUGAUCUCUUUACAAACGAGGAACUUCUGCCAUUCUUUUUCGGACUUCAUCAGAAAGUGCGACACAAUUCUCAAUUGGCUGACAAUUCUUUGUCAUGUUUGACUCAAUUGGCUUCCAUAAUGGGAAGUGUUCUGGACAGCAGGGUCAAGGUUAGGGUGCCUGGUGUUCCACAGCCUCAUGAUCUAUAUGUUCAACGAUAUUGCCAUCACUUAUGUGAAACGUUUGAAAAGUGAGUAGAUUUAUGAGAAUUUGUCUCUUGUUUUGGAUACAACGUUUUUCACAUUAUUAUAUAUAUGAAUGUUUAACAAUUUUGACGUAAUUUAGCUGUUUCCCCUACGAAGUUUUGUCAUUCACCACAGCGUUACACCGUAUCUUCAGUCAUCAUCCUAUGCCUAUUUUCAAACGCUUUCCACACGACCUAAUGACUAAGUUUAUCAAAUUUAUUGUGCAUUGGUGUGGACAGCUGGCUGAUCCGGCUAUGAUGGAGGUACUUGCAUUUUUUCCUAUUUUAACUCAUAAAAAAUCUAUUCAACUUGUAAAAUUACAUUUUACAGAAAAAGGACGAAGAGAGCGUUCUAGUUGAAUCAUACGCUCAUUGUCUAACGUGUUGGGGCAUUCUGCUACGAUCAAGUCCAACUUUCCCAACAGAAGCUCAGAAACUUAUUGAGAAGGAAAAUGAGAAUGUAAUUGAAUCGUUUUUGAAAGCCGUACUAGCACCGCCGUUUGGUUCUAGAGGUAUAACUGAAGAUGAAGAACGUGGGGAUGAAAUGGAAGAUGAUGACAUGGAUGACACCCAAUUUUACAGUCCAAUCUUGGGCAAUGUCGGGGCUUUUUGUCGUCUUUCUAUCGACAAGUUUGCCGAGUUUAUCACAAGGUAAAAAACUGAUAUUGGAAGGGUUUCUGGAUGAAUACCAUUAUAUUAUAUUGAAAAUAUCAUGAAGUACUGUUUCUGAAUGAAAUUUCUUAAUUUCUUACAAUUUCAGCGUUUUCCAUCAACGAAUUCAACAGCGAAACGUGGUGGCAGCCGGCCAGAUCUCAGAAAAUGACAGAAUCCUCUGGUUGGAGGAUAUUCAUUGGAUAUUACUGAUCAUUGGUAGGCGUAUUCUUUUUUUCAUAUUUUUGAUAUGUAGGCUCAUUCUUCCAUGACUCGGACCGAGAAGUGUACACUUACCUCAACAAAGGCUAUUUGGCAAAGAAGUUUCAACUUCUGGAUGUGCCAACGUUCCUGAUCCAAUGUGCUUCAUCUGACGAGUUCCAAAGUCCUGAUAAUGCUGAUCCAGUUACUGUGUAAGUUUAUUUUUAUGGUUAUAACCAGUGCUUCUUUCGGACCAUGUCUUUCAUAAGAUUUUUUGCUUUUUAAAAUAUUGUAUCCUAUUGUUUUAUGGUUUUAGAAUAGUUGGCCUGGUAUGCCACUGGUUCGGAAUUGCCUUCCGUGCUUUGGAUGCUGAAGGUGAGAAUAGUCGGAUUGUCAGCGCCGAAGUAUAUCGAACAACUUUUCUCACUUUCUCAACUGUUAUCAACUACUUGACAAACCUAAACGACGAAACUCCAUCACAAUUCUUUGAUGAUGCUCCACCAACCCCGUGCCCGAUGCCCAUACUCCCAUCUAAUGGGGAAUUCUCGAUGCAACUCAUUGAGUUUGUCAUCAAGCAAAUCUUCACAGCCUUCAAAAUUUUCCCAUCGGAAAGAAAGUAGGUGAUAAGCUUUUAUAAGUUGUAAUGUUAACGUUACACACUUCCCUAAAGUUAUAUUUUGGUAUAUUUACUUUUAUCUGGGCUUCUCCCCCGGCUUUUGGUAACAUAAAGUUUUGAAUUUAGGUUGUGUAAUGCUGCCGUAAGUCUACUUCUUCAAGAAUCCGUAAAAAGGGCUGAAUUCAUAGCCAAAAGUCCGUUGUUAUACCAAUUGAUCUCUUCGAUAACAUUGGAACGAUUACCAGCACGACGAACCUUCAUGACUUGCCUGGUGACAAUUGGAUCCAAUGUUAACUCAACUGCCGAAAGAGAACAGAUGCACAACAUGGUAAGUACUUUAUUAAAUAGUAGAAUGGUAUAUUAUUUUACUUAUUUAUUUGUUUAUUGAACUGAAUCGACUUUGUCAUCUACUUUGAUAUUUCAUUAUGUGUUUACAGAUUCUGAAACCGAUGGCAGACCGAUUCAUGGAGGCAUCUCAACAAUAUUUUGCUGGUGAUCGUGUUGUCGUUUCCCAUAUGGUAGACCUCCUCGAAUGUUUUAGCGGUGUUGCUAGGGCAGCUCAAAUCGAAUCCGGAUCUAUCUUAUACGGUAAUUGAACUUAAAUGGUUUUAUUUUACAUCAAAGAUGAAACUAAUACCGAUGCCAUUUUGGAAGUCAUCUUAAAUCUUCAGAAGCUACGGUUUCUAAUCUAAUUUUACAUUUCCAGAAUACUUGUUACCAAUUCUCAGAGUCUCAAGCAACGUUAUUAAGAUUGCGGUCGAUUCCCAAUCAUUGGUCGAAGCGAUAUUGGACGUGUUCCACAAAGUAGCCACUACGGUGUUCGUGUUUAUGGAUCUGAAGACCAACGAUACUGCGGAAGAAAACUCCUUCAUUAUGUUACUAAUGGAACUUCUAGAUAACUACAAGGAAAGUCAACUUCGACGAUUCAGCAGUGCCAGAGCUUUUGCUGAUCUAGAACAAGAAGAGCAAAUCGCUGACUUGGUGAUUCUCCUAAAGACCAUUUCCAAUACUAUCUCGAAGCCUUACAUCAUGUGCGGGAUACCUUCUGACAUGUCGGACCCCCUGUCUACUCCAUUGUGUGAGAAGAGUAAGUUGCGUUUAAUAAAAUGUUACAGUUAGCGAUUCCUAAUAUUAUUUAGGUCUUUUUUGUUGUAUAUAUUACUAUAAUUCUAAUUUUCAGCGCUAAACUUCAUAUUACCACUAAUGGCAGAGGAAUGCCUUCAACUACCGUCAUUUAGUGCGGCAUUCUUCCGUCUACUUCAACAUGUUACCGAAUGUUGUCCGAUGGUUUUCCUACAACUGGGCGACGAGAAUAUCAAUAAGUUAUUCUUGUGUUUCGUAUGGGCCCUAAGUGGUGCAGCAUCAACAGAACCAACAAGACUAACCCUGGAAUGCAUAUCUAUGGUCACAAAAAUGCUGUCAAACAGUACCGACACGGCGAAUGGACCUUUUUCUUUGAGAAUGUUCAAUGAUCUCUGCGCGGUAGGCAUUUCUUGUAAAGUAUUGUUCAGUUCACAUUAAUGUAGAUUUAAAUUUUUCUUUUGGGGUUUUUGAAAGUUGAAUAUUAAUGCUUUGCUAUUUUAGAAAACUUUCGAAAUGGCCGUACAUUCAACGGGCGAGGUCGAACUUCAUGUAUGUGCAAUAAAAGCGGCCUAUGGUUUCAUAGCUUUAAAUAAAGUAAGUUCUUGCUUUAAAAAACAGGUAAUGGUUAAAAAUGGGCCUGAGUACAAAGGCUUUCAAAAGCCACGACUAGUCUUCAGUCUCAGUUUUUAAUUAAAAUGUACCCACAAUCUUAAACUUCCAGAACUUCUUCAUGGAAUACGUAAACUCCGUGGUAUCACGACCAGAAAACGUCGCAAAACAAGAGAUUGCAGUGAACGCAUUCAUGGCCCUGAUCCCACAAGCAACUGAAAACCUGAAUUCUCGAAUAGAAUACAAAGCCUUCAGCGAUCGCUUCGAAAAGUUCUUGGAAGUCUCGGACAACUUUAUCAUCUAA